Molecule: messenger RNA, 516 nt
Organism: Microthlaspi erraticum
Lineage: Eukaryota; Viridiplantae; Streptophyta; Magnoliopsida; Brassicales; Brassicaceae
Source: the annotation of a GenBank genome assembly
AUGGACUCAGGUGAAGGGAUUCGGGUUGUCAGAUCCAUUGUCCAACGCAGAAUGAGUAUGGAAACCACAGCUUCCAAUACCUCUUCCAUUGGUAGAGAUAGACGAAGGUUUGUUGGUGUCCCAAAGCGAUGUUGGUGUGGCAAACAUAUAAUGGAGCUAAUUUCCAAAUCGACCUCAAAUCCGUACAGAAGAUAUUACCGUUGUGCUUUUGCAGUUGAACAAAAGCUAAGUAAUGAUCCACACAUUUUCAAGUGGGUGGAGGAGGCUUGCUUAGAUGAGAUUGAGACAUUGGUUGCCCGGACUGUCGCUUUGGAAGAGAAAUUGCAGCGGAUUGGACAAGGCCGCCAGGAGUUCGAAACCCGAGUAGAAGCAGCUUUGGUAGCCAAAGUUGAAGAAGAGUUACUAGGGAAGGUUGAAAAAUUGGUCUCCGCGUCUCAUUCACGAAUGAAGCAGACUAUGGUGGUUGUAUGUGUUGGGUUUGCUGUCAUAAUUGGUUGGAGUAAGUUUGUCCGUUGA